This is a messenger RNA of Drosophila willistoni, 2778 nucleotides long. It is a transcript of the gene Pgant6, whose product is annotated as N-acetylgalactosaminyltransferase 6. Gene Ontology annotation, cellular component: Golgi apparatus. The record is from RefSeq and is a predicted model, not a curated record. The transcript is spliced from 4 exons. NCBI's taxonomy places the organism in Eukaryota, Metazoa, Arthropoda, Insecta, Diptera, Drosophilidae. The coding region runs from base 392 to 2431 and encodes 679 amino acids.
CAAGACAAAACAAGAACAACAACAAAUUAAAAUAGUUAUAAACUUGGGCCAAACCAAAAGACUGAUUUUACGUGGACGUGGAUCAUAUUUCCAUAUCUUGUGCUAAUUAGUUAAAUUUUGAACACUUCGCACUAUUGUUGGAGCAGAAGUAAUUAAGGCAGUCGUUCACUGUGAAAUUUAGGCAAAAAACAGUUUGACGUAGACACGGCUGCUAGUAGUCUACAGACACUCGACACCUGUAUCAACACCAGCCAACGUUAGCAAAAAGAGUUUGCCCUUCCAUGAAGAUCUGUAGAGGCCAGCCACUAGAACUGUUGGCCUCUUCAGCUGCAUCGGCAUCAGCUUCAUCAUUAUCAUCUUGACACGUAUUCUUAGAGUUGGCUGAAACAAGAUGCGGAGGCCGAAUUUUAAAUGGAUGGUGAAGUCGGUUUUGCUGUUGUUAAUAUCGCUAACGCUUUUUUUGCUCAUCACAAGUUGGAUAUCAGCUAGCCCGUAUACGAAUCGACCAGUUCAUCAUGGCAUUCAACCGGAAGCAGAGUCGGCAUCCGCUCUAAGAUCCAAUGAAAAAUCUAAGAAAUUGGACCCACAGCACUCAAAUGCAGAAAAUCCUUUAAGUGUCAGGGAGCAUAAUAAUGCAAACGAUCGAAAUGAGAACGAUAACGACAACGAUGUAUACCCAGAGAGGCUUCCGGCGCCAAAUAGGCAUCUUGCAGACGAUAAACCUGCUCAGCAACCUCCCGAAGAGCUAUCCGAUCUUCAGGUGGCCCCGGUUCCAGGUAAUAAUGGCCUCAAAAAAGAUUGGCAUGACUAUACGGCCAUGGAGAGGGAUGCCGAACGUGUGGGCAUUGGUGAACAAGGUAAACCUGCAAAAUUGGAUGACGAAAAUCAACGGGAACUGGAAAGAAAAAUGUCACUGGAAAAUGGAUUUAAUGCCUUGCUCUCCGACUCCAUAUCAGUGAAUCGCUCAAUAGCAGAUAUACGCCACAAGUCCUGCCGGAAAAAGGAAUAUCUAGCCAAAUUGCCCACAGUCAGUGUCAUUAUAAUAUUCUAUAAUGAAUAUCUUAGUGUCUUGAUGCGUUCGGUCCACAGUUUGAUUAAUCGGUCUCCGCCGGAACUUUUAAAAGAGAUUAUUCUUGUUGAUGAUUUCAGUGAUCGUGCUUAUUUGUAUGUGCCGCUUGAAAAUUACAUAGCCGAGCACUUUAAAAAUGUGCGUGUGGUGCGCUUAACCAAACGCACUGGGCUGAUCGGGGCCCGCUCAGAGGGCGCUCGCAAUGCUACCGGUGAGGUGUUAAUAUUUCUUGAUUCGCACGUCGAGGCGAAUUACAAUUGGCUGCCACCUUUGCUGGAACCAAUUGCCAUUAACGAGCGCACAGCUGUUUGCCCCUUUAUUGAUGUAAUUGAUCACAGCAACUUUAAUUAUCGAGCCCAAGAUGAGGGUGCUCGAGGGGCAUUUGACUGGGAAUUUUUUUACAAGCGGCUGCCUUUGCUGCCUGAAGAUUUGAAGCAUCCUUCGGAGCCAUUUAAGAGUCCUGUAAUGGCAGGUGGACUUUUUGCUAUUUCUUCGAAGUUCUUUUGGGAAUUAGGUGGCUAUGAUGAGGGAUUGGAUAUAUGGGGUGGUGAGCAGUAUGAGCUAAGUUUCAAGAUUUGGAUGUGUGGUGGAGAAAUGUAUGAUGCCCCCUGCUCGCGAGUGGGUCACAUUUAUCGAGGACCUCGGAAUCAUGUGCCUAGUCCCAGAACUGGCGAUUAUCUACAUAAGAACUAUAAACGUGUGGCCGAAGUCUGGAUGGAUGAAUACAAAAAGUAUUUGUAUGAUCAUGGCGAUGGCAUCUACGAUCGUGUAGAUGCUGGAGAUUUGACAGCGCAAAAGGCCAUACGCACUAAACUAAAAUGUAAAUCUUUUAAGUGGUUUAUGGAGGAAGUGGCUUUCGAUUUGAUGAAGUCCUAUCCACCGAUCGAUCCGCCCGACUAUGCCAGUGGCGCCAUACAAAACGUCGGUGAUUCCAGCCUGUGCGUCGAUACACACGGACUUCGCAAACAUAAUCGCAUGGGCGUCUAUAGUUGUGCCGAGGACCUUCAAAAGCCCCAACGAAAUCAAUUCUUCCAGUUGAGUUGGAAACGUGACUUACGCCAGCGUCGUAAAAAAGAUUGUCUUGAUGUUCAAAUAUGGGAUGCCAAUGCGCCAGUCUGGCUGUGGGAUUGUCAUGGCCAGCAGGGUAAUCAAUAUUGGUUCUAUGAUUACCGAAAACAACUGAUAAGACAUGGCAAAGAGGGACGAAGAUGUUUAGAAUUACUGCCCUUCUCCAAGACGCUUGUGGUUAACCAGUGUAGCGAGAGCAAUUCCUAUAUGAAAUGGAAUUUUGGAUCAUUCAACAAAACGUCUUUAGACAAUUACGAAAAGGACUUGAUUCUAGAUUUACAUCUGGAGUCGUGAUGAGAUUUAGUCACUAACUUGCCAUGUACUUAAAAUGUGUUGGUCUGUUUGAUAUAUAUAUAUAUAUAUUUAUGUAUAUGUCUACAUAUAUAUAUAUGUAUAUAUGUAGAUAUAUGUAGAUGAAAAUGAAAGGCAUUUUGUAAGCUAAUUUCGGUUCUUCCGAAUUUAAAAGUGUUCCCUUCCAGAACUUUGAUUUCUAAUUGAUUACUUUACCGAUUGGAUUCUUAGUAAUGUCCAAAAAAAAUUAAAUAUUUUUAACACAAAUUCUGGGUCUCAACCGACCCACUUCAAGCAUUCCUUUAAUUUAAUAUAUUAAAUCGGUUGUCUAUUAACAAUGCAAUUAAAAC